CAGCAGUGUUGCUGGGGAAACCAUAAACAACACGCACUUCAUUUUGAAGACUGUUUUAACAAUCUGCAAAGAAAGAACCAAGAAGACUUCAUAUGUACAUCAGCAAACUGUGUGUCAGUAAGAUAAGAUAAGAUUAGAUAAGAUUAGAUAGGAUCAGAGGGAUGUCCUGUGCAGCUCUGCUGGAUGGAAAUGCUCAGCCCAGGUCUAUGAGCCGAGCGAGGCAGUGGACUGAUGAAGUGGAGAAUCUCUACAGAUUUCAGCAGGCGGGAUACAGGGAUGAGCGGGAGUACAGGCAAAUUAAACAAGCCAAGAUUGACCGCUGGCCAGAGACAGGGUUUGUGAAGAAGCUGCAACGACGAGACAACACGUUUUAUUACUACAGCAGGAAUCGAGAAUGUGACGACAGAGAUGUACACAAAGUCAAGGUCUACGUGUACUGACAUCACCGACCCGCUCUUGCACUUCAUCUAUGUCUCUUACUGUUUGUUUGUUUGUUAUGUUUCUCUUACUGUAUUAAUGUCUUAGUCUCUUACUGUUUGUGCUUUUUAAUGAAGACGGUGUUGCUGAUAGAUCAUCAUAAUAUUGUGCAGCUUGAUAAUGGAAAAGUUGAUUUUAAACAUAACAAUGCAGGACAACUGCUAUUAUUAUUAUUAUUAUUAUUAUUAUUAUUAUUAUAGCUGUUAUUAUUAGGGCAUCUUUUGCAUUUGCUAAAUACUGUCUUUAGGACAAGGUAAUGAUUAACUGCUGUGUGUGAACAUUUGAUUAUUAAAGCAAAGUAUGUUUAGGGUUCAUGAUCAUCUUUACCAGAAAAACAAUCAGAAGAUAUUGUCAUAUGAUUUUUAUCCCAAAACCAACAAACACAAUAAAUGUAAGAUGUGGUCUGCAGUUA
Clarias gariepinus (North African catfish) is the source of this 889-nucleotide messenger RNA. It is a transcript of the gene meig1, whose product is annotated as meiosis/spermiogenesis associated 1. The record is from RefSeq and is a predicted model, not a curated record. The transcript has 3 exons. Bases 162 to 440 code for a protein of 92 amino acids. Gene Ontology annotation, cellular component: nucleus. NCBI's taxonomy places the organism in Eukaryota, Metazoa, Chordata, Actinopteri, Siluriformes, Clariidae.